Colletotrichum abscissum is the source of this 219-nucleotide messenger RNA. RefSeq lists its product as uncharacterized. Lineage: Eukaryota; Fungi; Ascomycota; Sordariomycetes; Glomerellales; Glomerellaceae. The transcript has a single exon. The coding region runs from base 1 to 219 and encodes 72 amino acids. The record is from RefSeq and is a predicted model, not a curated record.
AUGCUCUGUGGGCCGACGGCACCGCAGUCGAGCUGUUGCAGAUUCGGGAAGACGAGCCCGGUGAAGGGAUACGCAGCAGUCCAGCUAUAUGAUCGAAUCGCUGUCGACACAUCAGGCGAACUCAAGAUGUGCUUCAGCAUGAUGCUCAACAGCGUGGAGGUCUCGCGCGUCCAUAGGCAAUCGUCAUCUACCACAACCUCAACGCGUCGGAUCAAUUGA